AUGUCCGAUGAAAAUGAGCUCAAAAUCGCUAAUGCAUUGACCGCUUACCAUGACCGUAAUGAGCCGAAGAUCAAGCCAUUGGCAAGGGAAUUCGGCGUCAGUUACCAGACCCUGCUAGGCCGUAUACGGGGUGCCGGGUCAGCAAGUGGCCGACUUGCCACCAAUAAGGCAUUGGACUCGGUCCAAGAAAAAGCAUUGCUUGACUGGAUUAUCUUUAUGGAUAGCUGCGGCGCACCCCCGACGGCAUUAUCGAUACAGCACAGCGCCGAUGACAUUAUUCAUCGAUCAGACCCGGACCGGAAGCCUCUUUGGCAUGGCUGGGGCCUGGCAUUUACUAAGCGACUGCCAAAGCUUGCACCCCACCUCCAUUUUAUUAAGCAGAAGCCGAAGGACCCGAAGCGAAUGGGCGCCGAGGACGUAGGUCUUACGGAGAUGUGGUAUGACCGCCUAGAGCAGUGUAUUAAGCAGUAUGGGUUUCGACCGAAGGACAUCUAUAAUAUGGAUGAAACCGGCUUCCGAAUCGGCGAAGGAAAGGCUCAGAAAGUGGUAUCUGCUUCACCUAUUAGCUUCACUGCAACCGGGGGCCAUAGCGAGAGUAUUACCGCUAUUGAAUGUAUUGCUGCCGAUGAUUGGAAGACGCCGCCGUGGUUUCUAGUGAAAGCUCAGUAUCACCAGGAAUGCUGGUAUAUUGACGAAAUGCCUGAUGAUUGGACGAUAAAACCGACACCAAAGGGCUAUUCGUCUUACACCACUGCAUUAGAAUGGCUAGACUCAUUUAUCGAGGCCACAAACCACCGAGUCUAUCGCCAUAAAUACGCCGAAAGCGAUGAUGAAUUAGCGGAAGCUCGUGGCCAUGGCGGUCGCCGUCGAUACGGCCAAGAUGCAGCGAUUCGACAAGAGAUAAAGGCGAUACGGGAAGAAGAAGACCGAGUACACUGCCGAGGGUAUCGCCUUCUUCUUUUCGACGGCCAUAAGUCUCACUGUCGAUUUUUUCGCGAAAUCGUCAAGGUUCGGGAGGGGAUGGAUGCUCUCUCAGAGCACGUUAUUAAGGAAGGUUUCCGCCUUACUGGAAUUGUCCCUAUUGAUGCGCAAUUAGCUAUGGAGCAAGAGAUUAGAGAUGCUAAUGAUGAGACCAAUGAUAUAUGGCUAGACGGCUUUCCUGAUAGAGAUGGAGAUGCAGCUCAAGACCGCGAGCUCGCUAGCUCUAUCACCAUGUCACCGCCGCGAGACGUACUAGACACGAAAUCGACGUCUCAGAAGCUUCUCAAUGACAUCGCCGAUGCUCGACGCCGUCUAGCUACCCUUAAGCGGACGGCCACGUCGAUAAGGAAGAGGAAUAAUGAGAGCGCUAAGGAGAGAAAUCAUCGCGAGAACGGAGAGAGACGUCGCCUGAAGAGCUUCCUAUCUAUCGUGGAGAGAGUUUUACACCGGUCUACGCUCAUUUGUAGCACUGCAGGAAAUUCGACCGAGGGUCUUGCCCAGUUCCGUGCCGACAAUCAGCUUCUUCUUACCCAUACCCACAAUCGAACGACGAGGCCCUCUGGCCGACAGAUCAGGAUAGUUGGACCACUCACAAAAGGCGAUGCAAAUAAGGAUAUACGCAAGCGAGAGCUAAAGGAGAGAGAUCAGGCCGAGAAGAAGGCGAUAUCGCUAGCUAAUAAAGCGGCCAAAAACCCUAUGCCAGCAGAGCUUCUUGCUAGGGGGAAUGCCAGCCUAAAUACGCCGGCGCCGCCGCUGCCGAUGUCACCGCUGCCGAUGCCUGAAUCGAGUCCAUCGAGAAAGCGAGGAAUGUGGAGAUAA
Messenger RNA from Penicillium canescens, 1800 nucleotides. RefSeq lists its product as uncharacterized. The record is from RefSeq and is a predicted model, not a curated record. Bases 1 to 1800 code for a protein of 599 amino acids. The transcript has 3 exons. Lineage: Eukaryota; Fungi; Ascomycota; Eurotiomycetes; Eurotiales; Aspergillaceae.